GCCCAACCUGUGUGCAAAGAUGGACAAAAAUGGUUUGCGGCCAUUGCUGGCAGAAACAGAGUAGCAAAAGGGGCAAAUGAAAGAAUCGCUGUUUUGCGAAUUUGUGUCGAUUCGUCGUUCCAUUUGGCAGCCCCUCCCCCAUCCUUUGCUUCUUCCCACAGGGGCCUGACCCACGCAAACGCCCUCAUACUUGAGGUGGGAAGGUAUAUUUUCCGGCAGCUUGUUCCCUCAAAGGUAAUAACAUGGCAAUUUGCAGAAAAGGAUUAUUUUUAAAAAAACGCGACGGGGGUGAGUACUCAUAUGGUACAGCUCGUGGUAACUCCAUCCGUCCGUCCGUCCGUCCGUCCUUUUUUUUUUUAAAUUUGGAAUUUUUUUUCCUCUUUUCCGCGCCGAAAAUUGUGCCCAUUUUUCCGCUUCCAGUUCCUCCAUCUUUCCGCUUUCCCCCGCGAAUAAUUUUUCCCACCUUGCCGCUUCUCCCAUCCCGCUUGGCUCCUUUUACUCCUUUUUUUAUUUUUUUAUUUUUUUUUCUGUUUGCUCCCUACUUUCGACGCUUGAAGCAAACCCGAACAGGGCAAGAUUAAAAAUGUAUCGUUUGCGCCAUGGCCCAUGAACUAGGCUGAAGCUUUGGCGAGAAGAAAAAGGGUCGCGUAAGAAUUAGAGGCGAAGGUAGAGCGGCAGGUGUUGGUACGAAAAACAAGUUAUGGUUCGAGAAGAGCAAAACAAUCUGUUGAUCCCAUCUGCCUUUAUUUGCUCUAUAGCGACGGCGAAGGAAUCGUUUGUCGUUACAUUAUCCUCCCGCCUGCACUCACGCAGAUGUUUCUUACCCUCUCCCCCCUCGCGAGCUCAUCGCAACUCCCCACUUCUUUUUGACAUCCCCCUAGAGAAUCUACCCCAGCAGAUGAAAUGGAGGAAUUUAACGAAACGUUGGAGGGGUUAGAGGGCAAAAUAGCCGAGUAUGAAAAACAGCUAGCCUUGGUAAGGGAAGAAAUAAAAAAGUAUGAAGAGACCUCCGGAGAAGAAGAUGAGCAAAUUAAAAACCUGAGGAAGUUGGAAUGUGACAUGCUGGAGGUGAUAAACUUGACGCUCGAUUUGAUUAACUACAAAAAGCAAAAUGAAGCGGAAGGAGACGCGCUGGAACCGAGCCUGGAGAAAGAACCCGCGGAGGAGGCAAACCAAGAUGCCACAAACGAAGCAAGCGCAGUCAUUGGGAGAACAUGCAGCUUCAUUUAUGAAAGUAAAAAAGUCUACGGACUGAUCCAAAACGUCGUUAAGGAAAACGGCACAGAACAGCUGCUAAUAAAUAUAUUUGAAAACAACGAGCAGAUUAUGAUCCCCCCCAAGUAUGUCCUCAUGAACGAGGUGCUCACGGAGUCCGCGCUCGCGGAGAACACCCAGUUCCAGGCCCUCUACAAGAAGGACGGCCUCUGGUACGACUGCAUCGUCUCGAAGAGCAAAGGCGACACGUUCCUCGUCAACUACAUCGGCUAUAACACCAGCGAAUACGUGAAGAACGACCAAGUGAGAAUAAAAAAAAAAAAAAAAGUGAAAGAAAUAGUCACCCCCGCGGGCUAUAAAAUCCCCGAAAAUCUAAUCGUAAAGGAAAACGACUCUUUAAAAGUUCAAAUGAGGAAAAAGAAAAAAAGAAUAGCUCUCAAAAAGAAGCAAAAAAGUGAAUUGAUAAAUAAAGAGUACACAAAUAAAACGCAGCAGUGGAGGUCCUUUCACGAAAAGGCCGUCAGCAAAAGCAAGCACUUGCUUGUGGCCCAUAAGAAGGUGGAAAAUAUUGAGUAUAAAAACGCCCCCUCCAGUUUCACCAUUAGGAGGAAGUUCGACUGCCAUGAUAAUGAGGACUGACUCGUUUGCCUGCGGCGUGGGGGCCCUCGCAACACCCACCUGCAGGGAAAGGGGUCCUCUCUGAAUGGGUCUCUCCCGCUGCACUCGUGGGAUUUUACCCCUCAAGUGCUUACGUCUGUGCAGGAGAAGCCCAAAAGGGGAGAAGCCCAAAAGGGGAGAAGCCUAAAAGAUGAGAAACCCAAAAGAGGAGUUUCUUUUUUUUUUCCUUUUUUUUUGCCAUUUUGCUCCUCGGAGCGACGUUCAUGCAGUUCCGCCUUUCCCCUUCCCCCGUCCCCCUUUUUUUCUUCACAUCCUUGCGCCUCUUUUUUUUUUGGCCCGUUUGUCACCCUUUUUUGUUCCCAUUUGUACCUCCAACCUCCA
Messenger RNA from Plasmodium vivax (malaria parasite P. vivax), 2214 nucleotides. RefSeq lists its product as hypothetical. The transcript has 4 exons. Bases 904 to 1854 code for a protein of 316 amino acids. Lineage: Eukaryota; Apicomplexa; Aconoidasida; Haemosporida; Plasmodiidae. The record is from RefSeq and is a predicted model, not a curated record.